AUGCUCAAUGAUCAUGAACCCUCGAAACGAGGACACGAUUCCUAUCUGAUCAACCGAUCUCGAGUCUCUGCUGUGAACUCUCUAGAUGAUACCGAUGUCGCUUUGAAUGAUACGUCUCGAUCUAGAAAUCCAGAGAACAGACAUGACUACGCUCAAUUGAAGAAAGAUGCCCCAAGCCUCAUUGCUGCCGCCGCACACGCGGCCGUGCCUAGCUGGACGAGCAUGGUUCUGAUGGUCUCUCUUAUAUUCGGUGGCUGUUGCGCCAAUGUCUUUGCGCUCGAGGCGAUUAUCAAAGAACAGCCUACUGCGGGUCCCUUGAUAACAUUCGCCCAAUUCGUGCUCUGCGCACUCUUCACAGUCCCAAGCUUUCUGUCCUUUUCAGCAGGGCCACGAGCUCUAUUCCUUAAUCCCCGCGCCAUCCCACUGCGAUCGUGGGUCGUAUACACUGCCUACUUUGUGAGCGUCAAUCUCCUCAAUAAUUGGGCCUUCGCAUACAAGAUCUCCGUGCCACUGCACAUAAUUCUGCGGUCUGCCGGCCCUGUUGCGUCCAUGGCUAUCGGCUACUUGUACAACGACAAGCGCUAUUCCCGCGGUCAGGUUCUAUCGGUAGCAAUGCUGACGGUGGGUGUGGCGGGGGCGGCCAUGGCGGACGCGCAAACCAAAGGCGUGUCCAUGCACGCCGAUUCCAGCCCCACCAACACAAUGACGACGGUAACAGGUCUCACAAUCCUUGUGCUAGCAAUGGUCCUCUCUGCAUUCCAGGGGAUCUAUGCCGACCGCCUAUAUGCGACUUACGGCAGGGAUCACUGGAAAGAAGCGCUUUUCUACUCGCAUGCUCUUUCUCUGCCCCUGUUCUUGACAAGUUACCCGCAGCUGUUGGGCCAGUGGCGGGUCGUGGCUUCGUCGCCUUCUUUGCUGUCUCAUCUGGAUUCGAAACUUUGGUCCCGUGGGCCGUUGUCGAGGGAAGUCAAGGGUACUACUUUCUCGGUGCUGGUGCGGAUGUGUCAGGUUGAGUCUGUGCAGGCUUUCCUUAGACAUGUUCCCAUUCAGGUGACGUAUCUGGCGAUGAAUGCGCUGACUCAGUACCUGUGCAUUCGUGGUGUUCAUCUUUUAUCUGCCAAGUCUUCGUCCCUGACAGUUACCAUUUUCUUGAAUAUUCGCAAGCUGGUUUCAUUGCUUCUGUCCAUCUAUCUCUUUGGGAAUCAUCUGGCUACGGGUGUUUUGGUUGGCGCAGCUUUGGUAUUCAUUGGAGGUGGCUUAUAUGGCUUUGAGAGUGCGCGUCUGCGCAGUGUUGCUAAAAAGACACAGUGA
Messenger RNA from Penicillium paradoxum, 1311 nucleotides. RefSeq lists its product as uncharacterized. The transcript has 4 exons. Bases 1 to 1311 code for a protein of 436 amino acids. Gene Ontology annotation, molecular function: UDP-N-acetylglucosamine transmembrane transporter activity. Gene Ontology annotation, cellular component: endoplasmic reticulum membrane; Golgi membrane. Lineage: Eukaryota; Fungi; Ascomycota; Eurotiomycetes; Eurotiales; Aspergillaceae. Gene Ontology annotation, biological process: transmembrane transport. The record is from RefSeq and is a predicted model, not a curated record.